Messenger RNA from Spirometra erinaceieuropaei, 231 nucleotides. Lineage: Eukaryota; Metazoa; Platyhelminthes; Cestoda; Diphyllobothriidea; Diphyllobothriidae. The record is from the annotation of a GenBank genome assembly.
AUGGUCCUCUUCUCCGCCGCCUGCGAGAACUUCAGACUGGUCAUCAACACUCAGAAGACGGUGAUCAUGUAUCAACCGCCGCCACCCAACACAGCCGUUUCUCCCAAAGCGCCGCCGCCUCAAAUCAGUGUGAAUGGAACCCAACUGCAAGUGGUGGAGAACUUCCCCUACCUGGGCAGUACUCUCUCCAGUAACACCAAAAUCGACGACGAAUUCGCUCGCAGGGCCUAG